CCAAUUAUGCUCAAUUUCUCUGGACAGCUCAUAAUUCCCCUUAUAAAAUCCUCCAUAUUAACUCUGCUUCUUAUCCUUGCGUGCCCUCGGACUCCGCCCUGUUCUUCCCCAUCUAUUCCACUCGCCCUCUCCUUAUCUCUCUCUUUUCUAGCCUUAGUUUCGUAGGUUUUGUGGUUAAAAGGUGAGGAGAAGGUGAAGAUGUUGAGCACGAACGCGAUUCGGAAUAUUGUUGGAAUCAUCGGGAAUGUGUUAUCUUUCGGCUUAUUUCUCUCUCCACUGCCGACAUUUGUCAAGAUUACGAAACGGAAGGCGGUCGAGGACUUCUCGGCGAUCCCAUACCUGGCAACGGUCCUCAACUGCAUGCUGUGGGUGUUCUACGGGCUCCCGGUGGUGCACCCAAACAGCAUCCUAAUUGUCACCAUUAAUGGCGUCGGCCUCGUCCUUGAAGCCAUCUACCUCGCCGUCUUCUUCAUCUACGCUCCCAAUCGCUCUCGUUUGAAGGUUUUGAAGAUAUUGGCCGCGGAGAUGGUGUUCAUGGGAGCGGUGAUCGCAGGCGUCAUUGCAGGGGCUCACACCCACAAGGAGAGAACUUUCAUUGUUGGAAUUCUCUGCGUCAUCUUUGGCACCUGCAUGUAUGCCUCUCCUCUGUCGGUCAUGAGACUGGUUAUCCGGACCAAGAGCGUCAAGUACAUGCCCUUCUUCCUUUCCCUUGCGGCAUUUCUUAAUGGUGUUUGCUGGACAGUGUAUGCGCUCCUCGAAUUCGAUAUCUUUGUCCUGCUUCCGAAUGGACUCGGGGCAUUGUUCGGUGCCAUGCAAUUGAUACUUUACUUCUGUUACUACCGUUCGACGCCUCGAGAGGAGACCAAGGCGGAGGUUCAGUUGCCGGUGUCGUCCUCCAUCGCUCCAAGCGGUGGCAACAAUGAGCCACUCGGUAGUGUGGGUGUGCAGAGAUGAUCAUGCAAUUAGGUUAAGUUGUUCUUUUUUUUUUUCCUCAAAAAAAAAUAAGAGAGGGGACUGAGUAGAGUAUCUUGA
Messenger RNA from Elaeis guineensis (African oil palm), 1032 nucleotides. RefSeq names its product bidirectional sugar transporter SWEET6b. Gene Ontology annotation, molecular function: sugar transmembrane transporter activity. Gene Ontology annotation, cellular component: membrane. Gene Ontology annotation, biological process: carbohydrate transport. NCBI's taxonomy places the organism in Eukaryota, Viridiplantae, Streptophyta, Magnoliopsida, Arecales, Arecaceae. The record is from RefSeq and is a predicted model, not a curated record.